UUGACAUGCAGAUGUUCUGCCCUUCCUUGCUCUUCCUUCAAAACACAUUUAUUGAUUUAUUUUUCGGCAGCUAAGAUAUCUUUAUUUCAAAUCACUAUUAAUAUAAUUCGGUUUAAAGCUGCUGUAUCGGUCUUUGAUUUGUUUUGUCAGUAAUCUGUCUGUCGUUGAUGUUCUGGGUGCCGUUCAGAAACGAUUUACACACCUGAGGUUAAUUUUUAAUCUGUAAAUAAGAUAUUUUCUUGGACUCCGAUUUUACUGAAAUCUACACCAACAUGAAGAACAUAUUUCUCCUAAUUUUUCCCUCAAUGUUCGUGAAUGGUGUGUUUGGUAUCGAGACAGGUAAAAUGAAAACAUUGACAGUGAUGGAGGGAGAUCCUGUCACUCUAAACAUUUGUGCUGAUACACUACCGAAAGAUGGUAAAAUUGUGUGGAUGCUUGGAGAAAACAUUAUAGCAAAAAUGAAUAAGGAAACCAAUGAAAAAAAUGUAUAUGAUGAUGAUGAUGGGAUAUUCAGAAACAGACUGACGCUGAACUAUGACACGGGAUCUCUCAUCAUCCGGAAUAUCAGAAUCAACCACUCUGGAAUCUAUAAAGCGAUGAUCAGAAGCGAAAGUGGAACCUCAUACAAUAAUUUCAAUGUGUCUGUAAUUGAGGUGUUUAAUGCAGAAAGUGAUAAACUGAAGCCAGUGUCAGUGAUGGAGGGACAACCUGUCACUUUAACCACUGAUGUAACAAUUAAGAAAGAUGAUUUGAUACUGUGGAGUUUUGGACGAGCCACAAACAAAUGUGUCUAUAAUGCCAUUCAUCAUAUCCCAUGUAAUAUCGAUGCUGCUGCCAUAGCUAAAAUGGAUGGGGAAACCAAAGAUAUCACUUUAGAUGAUGGUGCUGGUGAGAUAUUCACAAACCACUUGCAGCUGAACCAAGAAACUGGAGAUCUCACCAUCACAAAGACCACAACUGGACACUCUGGAGUUUAUAUACUACAGAUCACUAAUAAUAGAGCAACCAAAUACAAAAGAUUCAAUGUUACUGUCAGUGCCAUGACAGAGUCCGACCAUAUACAUCCACACUGGAAAACAUCUACUAUAGUGCUUGCAGUACUGGUGACCAUCAUGAUUAUUGUGGCUGGGGUCAUUAUAUACAAGAAAUUGUCCACAGACAGUCCUUUAUGAAUGAAGGUACAUCCAACAGCACCAGUAAGGAUUCUUUUAUAGAGUCUGUUACAGAGAAGAUGAGUGAUCCUGAACCUCAGCGAGUGAAGCAUGAAGAUACUGAGGAACAAAGAGACCUCAUGGAAGUGACAGAAGAAAGUGAAGAACCCAGUGGAGUGAAGAAGACCAAGGCCAAAAAAUCUUUUACCUGCCAUCUAUGUGGAAAGAGUUCAGGGCGUAAAAACUUUCAUAGGCACAUGAGAAUCCACGCUGGAGAGAGGCUGCACACAUGCUAUGAGUGUGGAAAGAGUUUUAAACGAAAAGAACACCUUAUGAAGCACAUUCAGCUUCACACUGGAGAGAAACCACACUCGUGCCAUCAGUGCGGAAAGAGUUACAUACGAAAAGAAGAGCUGACGAAGCACAUAAGAAUCCACACUGGAGAGAAGCCCUUCACUUGCCAUCAGUGCGGAAAGAGUUUCACAGAAAAUAGAGGCCUUACAGAUCACAUAAAAAACCACACCGGAGAGAAGCCUUACACAUGUAAUCAGUGUGGAAAUGGUUAUGUUAGUAAAGGAUGCCUUAAGGAUCACAUGAAAACCCACUCUGGAGAGAAGCCUUUUACAUGUGAUCAGUGUGGAAAGAGUUUUUUACGGCUGAAGGGGUUGAAACAACACCAGAAAAUACACACCGCUGUGAAAAAUUAUGUGUGUUUUGAGUGUGCAAAGUCUUUUACUGCCGCCGGCGAUUUGGAAAAGCACGAGAGAAUUCACACCGGCGUAAAACCUUACCAGUGUUCCCACUGUGACAAGAGAUUCACUCAGUCAGGACAGCUGAAAAAACAUGAGACAACCCACACUAGAGACAAGUUCAUGUGGGAGAUGUUCCAUCAAACCAUGUCAUCUAACGAUUCAUAUGAGAAAGAAAUCUAUGUGACUCAAAUUGGGCAUAAGGAGCAAAAGCUCAUUUGCCCUAUUGGUCGUCAGUGUGGAAAGAGUUUCACACGAAGAGAAAGCUUUCAGAGUCAUAUCAGCGUUCACACCGGAGAGAAGCUGCACUCUUGCCGUCAGUGCGGAAAGAGUUUCGCACAUAAAUAUAACCUUAAGAGACACAUGCGAAUCCACACUGGAGAGAAACCGCACACAUGUGAUCAGUGCGGAAAGAGUUUCAUACAAAAAGCAACCCUUAAGGCACACAUGCUAAUUCACACUGGAGAGAAACCACACACAUGUGAUCAAUGUGGAAAGAGUUUCACACGAAGAGAAACAUUUCGGAGUCACAUCAGAAUUCACACCGGAGAGAAACCACACACUUGCCUUCAGUGUGGAAAGAGUUUCACACAUAAAGAAAACCUUAAGGCACACAUGCAAAUUCACACCAGAGAGAAACCUUUCAUGUGCCAUCAGUGCGGAGAGGGUUUCACUGAAAAAAGAGUCCUUAUGAAUCAUAUCGAAAAUCACACUGGAGAGAAACCGCACACAUGUGAUCAGUGUGGAAAGAGUUUUUCACUGCUAGCUCGCAUGAAACAGCACCAGAAAAUACACACCGGUGUGAAGAAUUACAUGUGCUUUGAGUGUGAGAAGACGUUUUCUAGAGACGGCGAUUUGAAAAAGCACCAGAGAAUUCACAGUGGAGAAAAACCUUACAUGUGUUCACACUGUCACAAGAGAUUCACUCAGUUGGUUAAUCUGAAAAUACACGAGAUGAUCCACACUGGAGAGAAACCGUACCACUGCCAUCCAUGUGGGAGGAGUUUCCUCCGAGCAAGUUAUCUAAUGGAUCACAUGACAAAGAAUCAUCCAAAGUAA
Molecule: messenger RNA, 2959 nt
Organism: Xyrauchen texanus (razorback sucker)
Lineage: Eukaryota; Metazoa; Chordata; Actinopteri; Cypriniformes; Catostomidae
Product: gastrula zinc finger protein XlCGF26.1-like
Exons: 9
Coding region: 1169-2959 (596 amino acids)
Biological process (GO): negative regulation of transcription by RNA polymerase II
Molecular function (GO): DNA-binding transcription repressor activity, RNA polymerase II-specific
Source: RefSeq, a predicted model, not a curated record